AUGAAUGCAUUGGGCCCUCCAUUGUUCCCAAACUUUGGGUCGGCGUCAAAGGUAGAGUACGAGAGCUACAAAGUCGUCGGAGAUAACCAUAACAUCGGCACGUUUUUUGAUUUUCCGGAACCAAAGACAUAUGGAGUGGUUCAUAAUCAGACCAGCUUAAGGGUUUCAGUUUCGUCAGAGGGAAAUGGAAUAAACAACAACUCGGUCGUGAUCAAGAAGCUAAAACACAAUGCUAAUGAGCGGAACCGUCGCAAGAAAACUAACUCUUUGUUCUCUUCUCUUCGCUCAUGUCUUCCAAGGUCAGAUAAACCGAAGAAGCUAAGUAUUCCUCAGACGGUUUCACGGAGCGUUGAGUAUAUACCGAAGCUUGAAGAGGAAGUGAAGACGCUAAAACAAAAGAAAGAUGACUUAUUGGUGAGAAUAUUGGGUCAGAGAGAAACUUACGUUAAGCCGCAAGCAAAGGUGGUUGCUAGUUAUUUCUCAACCGUUUUUGCGACUAAGCUUAGAGACAACGAAAUUAUGGUCCAAAUCUCAUCGUCCAAGAUUCAUAAUUUUUCUAUAUAUAAUGUGCUGAGUGGAUUAGAAGAAGAUGGGUUUGUUCUCGUGGAUGUUUCAUCGUCGAGUUCUCGGGGAGAACGAGUCUUCUAUACUUUGCAUCUUCAAGGGAACAAGAAUGAUAAUUACAAACUAAUCUGCAAAGAGUUAAGUCAAAGGAUUUUGUACUUGUACGAGGAAUGUGGAUACUCGUUUAAGUGAAAGUUUGUUCUUGUUUCGUUUGUGUCGUCCUUCACUAUAGAUGAUUUGUCAUUUUAGAGCGUCGAGUUGUUUCUGUUUUUAGUCGAAGC
Eruca vesicaria subsp. sativa (arugula) is the source of this 845-nucleotide messenger RNA. NCBI's taxonomy places the organism in Eukaryota, Viridiplantae, Streptophyta, Magnoliopsida, Brassicales, Brassicaceae. The record is from the annotation of a GenBank genome assembly.